AUGAUCCGUCUCAAAAGCUUCGCAUUCAUUUUGCUGUUUCUGGUCUCCAUUUCUUCAACUGAAGAUUCUAGGCCAUGUAUAGAAAUAUCCAGAGAACUACGUUUUCCUUGCUCGUGUACUUUAGGGACCUAUAGAACAAGCGUUGGAUGGAAACCCUUCGAUUGCUGUCAACUGUGAUCGAGUAGUUUUUUCGUCAGAAAUUCCUUCGCUGCCCUUCGGUGCGCCAAUUGUAUCGUUCAGUCAAAGAUGGGCGGGACAUCAGUCGCUACCCACACAGGUUUUUACCUCCACGGAUCUUCCACUAAGAAGUAUAGAUCUUUCAGGUAAUUCUUUACGAAGACUAACAGAAAGGAUGCUUCAAAGUUUGAAAUCUACGCUGGUGGAACUCAGAUUGGCUGACAAUCUUCUUGGGGACACUUUAAAUCCAAUUUUCUCCACGACAGAGUUUCGGGGAUUAAGUCAUCUUCAGAUUUUAGAUUUGAGCGGUAAUAGUAUUAAAGCCAUCGAAGAAGGAAUUUUGGAAGGGUGUGAUAGUUUACAGGAACUUUAUCUUGGGAAAAAUAGCUUUAAUUCAGUUCCAAGUUCUUCGUUAAAUGGUCCCCAUAAUCUGAGAUUGUUGUCUCUUACGGACAACCGCAUAGAUACUGUGAAGUCAGAAGCCUUCAAAUCCCAACCAUAUUUGGAAUAUCUAGACCUAAGCAAGAAUCUAAUAUCUUACAUUGAGAGUAACGCUUUUUCACCUUUAGAAAAACUAAAGUCAUUAAAACUGACUCAUAAUAGACUCUCUAGGUUUAACAGUGACGUAUUCCAAGGAGCUGAUAAUUUACUUUUGCUAGAUUUGUCGCAGAAUUAUAUAAUAGAGUUUCCAAGCAUUGCCCUCAAAGCUUUUGCAAGCCUGCGAUAUUUGAAUCUUUCUUCAAAUGUCAUACAGAGCCUUGAUAACAAUCACUUAGCAAACUUAAAAGGUCUUUACCACUUAGAUCUCAGCAGGAAUAACUUAGCAAAUAUUGUACCAGGGACUUUCCUGGGAUUAAAGCAACUAAGAAGACUGGAUAUUGGAGUUAAUUCAUUAAGGACGAUUGAAGACGAUGCGUUUGAAGGUUUAGACAAUUUGGAGUUCCUUAACUUGAAAGACAACAAUAUUCUAUUGAUACCAGCUUCUGCUUUGGGACGUCUACCGAAACUAACAUCCCUUCAACUGGACUACAACCGAGUAGCUGCUUUGUCAGCGGAUAUUUUGAGAUCUAUAGCAGAUAGAGUAACAAAACUAGUCAUAUCGAAGAAUAUAGUGAGGGAACUACCAUCUGCGUCAUUCCAAAACUUCAAUCAGCUUCAAACUUUAGAUCUAUCGAGAAAUUUAUUGAGUUCUUUAAAUUCAGAUGCGUUUUCUGGCUUAGAAAACACUUUACUUAGCUUAGAUUUAUCCCAAAACCGCAUAACAAAUCUAGCUGGUACUCCUCUAACGUUACUUAAGCUGCAGAAACUUGACUUAAGUGAUAAUCAUCUUACGGAUAUUUCCAGAAACUUUUUCACUUUACUGCCUUCCUUGCAGCACCUCAAUGUUAGCAGAAAUAAGCAUCUGAACAGUAUUCCUGUUUCACUUUUGCACAAACUUAAUCAGCUGGAAGAGUUGGAUCUUAGCUACGGAGGUGUUAAAUCUUUACCAGCUGAGUUCUUGAUAAAAUCCAACAAUAUUCGAGAGAUAUAUUUAACGCACAACAGUAUUUUGGAAAUAUCAGAAGGUGUGUUUAGCAACAUGUCCAACAUUACGACGAUAGAUUUAUCUUUCAACAAUAUUUCCAAUAUCAAACCAAGUGCUUUUGUCAAUUUAAUGAAUAUAAGGAAGCUGAUUUUAAGAGGGAAUCAGUUAACAUCGUUCAAGGGAGAGUUUUUCAAUACGGGAACUAGCUUGGAAGUACUGGAUAUUUCUGAAAAUCAACUGAGUUACCUAUUUCCUUCAUCGUUCCGAAUACAUCCACGGCUAAGAGAAAUUAGAGCAAGUAAAAACAAAUUUAACUUCUUUCCAGCUGAACUAAUCGCCAAUCUUCAAUUCUUACAACAUAUAGAUCUAUCACAAAAUCAACUUAAGGCGAUAGAAGAAUUAGAUUUUGCAAGACUACCACGUCUCAGAUCUUUAUUGUUAACUAAAAACCAGUUAGAAUCAAUCAGUGACAUGGCCUUUCACAACUCCACUCAACUUCAAGUUUUAGACUUAAGCUACAACAAGCUGGAUCGUUUGGGAGACAGAACUUUUGAAGGUUUAGUACGACUAGAGCUUCUUGAUCUCCAAGGAAAUCUAUUAACAGAUUUACCAGAGACUAUUUUCGAGAGAGUACGACUACAGAUGCUCGAAAAUAUAAAUCUAGCCAGGAAUCUCUUUGAAGUGGCACCGUUGAAACCGUUGCAAAGACAAUACUUCUUCGUAAACUCUGUAGAUUUAUCUCAUAACAAACUUAGAGAGGUACCGGCAGAUGAUAGUAUAAUGGUGAAUAUCAAAAGACUCGACUUGUCUUUUAACCCCUUGUCCAAGAACGCUAUUAAUAACAUACUAAGCGAACCUAAAACGGUUCGAGAAAUAAAUCUAGCUGGUACUGGCAUACAAGAAGUACCGCGCUUGGAAACGCCAUUCUUAAAACACUUGAAUUUAUCACAAAAUAACGUGUCUGCUUUGGAUGUUGAUAGUUUCGAAAGAGUUACUUUGUUGGAAGAAUUGGACUUAUCUAAUAACAGUAUUCAGGAUAUGUCUAAUUUUUCACAAAUUUGGAAAUUGCUGCAUAACUUACAAGCGUUAAAUAUUUCAUAUAAUCCAAUAGCUUCAAUUGCUAACAACGACUUCGUUGGACUGGAAAAGCUAAGAUGCCUCAGUCUGCACUCUUUACGAGAAUGCGGAAGGAUCGAAAAAAACGCAUUUAAAGCAAUUCCCAACCUUUCAGUGUUAGACGUUUAUGGAUAUCCUAAAUUGGGAUACUUGGAUAUCCAAGGUUUACUUCAGAACAUGCCGCUACUAGAAAAACUUAACAUAGAAACCAAAGAUCCCGCAAUAGGGAAAGACCAAUUGCAAUCGUUAUUACAUCCGAGACUUAAAGAAAUCGGUAUCAGGGGAUCAAGAUUACGAAGUAUAUCUUCAGGAACAUUGUCUGGACUCAAAGGUCCCGAAGUUAUAAUUCGUUUGAUGAACACUUCCAUAACCACCCUUCCACCUGCUAUAUUUUUCCCGGUACCCAGAUCGACCAAAAUCACUCUCGAUGUCACUGGAAGCCAACUCACAACAAUCAGUCCCCAAUUGUUGGCCAGUUUUGAAGACAGAAGAGGAGAUCUAAAGAUGAUUGGACUAGAAAGUAAUCCUAUAAUUUGCGAUUGCAGUUCUAGGGCUUUAAGAAGGUGGUUGCCUUCGCACAUGACUACCAUAAGAUGUUUAGCACCAGAACAUCUUAAAGAUAAACUUCUUGUGGAAAUUGGUGAUGAUGAGCUGACUUGCGACCCAAGAAAAAUAACCCCCACUACUGCCUCAAGUUCCACUUCUAUCUUCACUAGAGGUACUAAGCUUCAUCCUAAAAUGACAGAGCCAGAAAUCAUAUGGUCGAUGCCCACGACAGAAAAAGCCAAGCCCAAAAUCGCACAAGCUGGUCAAUCACCCAUAACCAACGAUGACACUCUAAUAAUAGGCAUAGUCGGGGCGUAGUAGCCUUUAUAGCAAUGCUUGUUAUAAUCAUCUGCAUUUUCAGACUAAGAAUGAGCAACAAUCAGUAUCGGGGUGGUCCCAUAGCUGCCGGCAACCACAUGGUUGGGGUAGUGGGACCCGGCAGUAGUUGUGCCUGUAGUGUUAAAGGUGCUCCGUCGGUGUAUGCCGUACCUCCGUAUGCCGCCGCGUAUUCAGCGACAUUGCCGCAUAAAAUUACUGCCUCGGGACAAAUUUUAAGGCCGUCCAGCUACUCGACGAUGGGACGAGUGCCAUACCAAGCUAGCGCGCAACCCUACUUCAUAGCAACGUACCCCUCGGAUGAGAAGAUUUACCGGUAA
Messenger RNA from Diabrotica balteata, 4020 nucleotides. Lineage: Eukaryota; Metazoa; Arthropoda; Insecta; Coleoptera; Chrysomelidae. The record is from the annotation of a GenBank genome assembly.